Emiliania huxleyi CCMP1516 is the source of this 642-nucleotide messenger RNA. RefSeq lists its product as hypothetical. The record is from RefSeq and is a predicted model, not a curated record. Lineage: Eukaryota; Haptophyta; Isochrysidales; Noelaerhabdaceae. Gene Ontology annotation, biological process: detoxification of copper ion; cellular detoxification of cadmium ion; response to metal ion. Gene Ontology annotation, molecular function: metal ion binding; glutathione gamma-glutamylcysteinyltransferase activity. The transcript is spliced from 2 exons. The annotation marks the transcript as partial.
AGCUUCCACCGUCGCGUCCUGCCGCCCUCCGGGAUCGCCUUUGCGAGCACGCGCGGUCGGGAGCUCUUUGCCGAGGCUCUGGCUGCCGGCACGCUCCACUGCUUCUUCAAGCUGAUCGAGCAAUUCUGCACGCAGGCCGAGCCAGCCUACUGCGGUCUCGGCACGCUGGUGAUGGUGCUCAACGCGUUAGACAUCGACCCCGGCCGCACGUGGAAGGGCCCGUGGCGCUGGUUCCACGAGGGAAUGCUCGACUGCUGCGAGCCGCUCGAGGACAUCCGCAGGCGAGGCAUCACGUUUGACAAGCUCGCAUGCCUCGCUCGCUGCAACGGUGCGGCGGUCCGCUCGGUUUGCAGCGGGGACAACGCCGCCUGUUGCGGCGGCAGCAGCGGCAGGGUGCACCGCUUCCUCGUCGUCUCGUACUCUCGGCGCGAGUUUGGCCAGACCGGCGACGGCCACUUUUCUCCCGUGGGCGGCUACCACGCGGGGUCGGACUCUGUGCUGCUGCUCGACGUGGCCAGGUUCAAGUACCCGCCGCACUGGGUGGGGCUGCGCGCGCUGUGGCGCGCGCUGUGCCGGACGGACCCCGACACGGGCAAGACGAGAGGCUACCUGCUCCUCUCCGCGCGCAAGCCGGGUGCGCCC